GUGUAUCAGUUUUUUGAUCCAGUCAUGGCAGAUGAAGGCUACGUUGUACGCAUAAGAGGCCUCCCUUGGUCCUGCUCAGUUGAUGAAGUGCAGAGGUUUUUCUCAGAUUGCAAAAUUGUCAGCAAUGGAGGUGGCAUCCACUUCACAUACACAAGAGAAGGCCGUCCCAGCGGGGAGGCAUUUGUUGAGUUGGAGUCUGAAGAAGAUCUGAAAAUUGCACUGAAGAAAGACAGAGAAACUAUGGGCCACAGAUACGUUGAAGUGUUUAAAUCUAACAACGUUGAGAUGGACUGGGUUAAGCACACCGGUCCAAACUGUCCAGAAACAGCAGGAGAUGCGGUCCGGCUCAGAGGCUUCCAUUUGGCUGCAGCAGGAGGAAUAGUACAGUUUUUCUCAGGGUUGGAAAUCGUGCCAAAUGGGAUAACAUUGCCGGUGGACAUCCAGGGGAGGAGUACGGGGGAGGCCUUCGUGCAGUUUGCUUCACAGGAUAUAGCUGAAAAGGCUCUAAAGAAACACAAGGAAAGAAUAGGGCACAGGUACAUAGAGAUCUUCAAGAGCAGCCGCGCUGAGGUGCGGACCCACUAUGAACCCCAGCGGAAGCCCAUGGGCAUGCAGAGACCGAGCCCCUACGACCGUCCUUCUGGUGGUCGCGGUUACAACAUGUUGAGCCGUGGGGGAUCCUAUGACAGAAUGCGUCGUGGAGGCUAUGGAGGAGGUGCCUCAGAUGGGCGCUACGGCGAUGGCGGCUCUUCCUUCCAGAGUACAACAGGCCAUUGUGUUCACAUGAGGGGCCUCCCAUACAGAGCCACAGAGACGGACAUUUACAGUUUUUUCUCACCGCUGAAUCCAGUGCGGGUCCAUAUUGAGAUUGGAGGAGAUGGUCGGGUAACCGGUGAAGCAGACGUGGAGUUUGCUACACAUGAAGAUGCUGUGGCGGCCAUGUCGAAAGACAAGGCCAAUAUGCAACAUCGUUAUGUAGAGCUUUUCCUGAACUCUACAGCAGGAGGCCGUAAUGGAGGCUAUGGUGGCCAGAUGAUGGGUGGAAUGGGAGGCCAAUCAUCUUACAGUGGUGGCCAGAUGAGUUCAGGAUAUUCAGGUGGCUACAACAGUCAAGGAAAUAUGGGAGGCUACAGUGAUUAUAGUAACCAGGGCGGACUGGGCAGCAGUUACUACGGCAGUGGUGGAGGAGGAGGAAGCAGAAGCUCCAUGAAUGGACUUGGUGGGGGAUGGGGAAUGUAGGGGUGUUUUUUUUUUUUUUUUUUUAAACAGCAUUUUGAUACGACUGGAAAUUAUCACCUAGUAAUUUUAGGCAUGUCAGGGUUUGUGACUUUUUUUUAAGCAAAUGACCUUUUGAGAAAUGGAAUCUGUCAGAGGGAAGUGCUGUUGGUCUUCCUCAAUCCUCUUCAGAUUUGACACAUCACAGAAACUGCUUUAAGUUGCUGUUAUUAUAUGCGUUUUUGUAUUUGCCAGACACUGGCUUCUUCUUUGGCGUUAAUUCAUUUUAUGCUGAUGGCAUUAACAUUAGUUUAGAUGUCUGAAUGCAUGAACAGUAGUCUGUACCUUUUGACGGUCAAGUUGAGCCUAAUGUGUUUUAGCCCUUUUGCACUUCAAUUUGUGUUCAUCUUAAAUUCGGUCUUCACA
Messenger RNA from Thalassophryne amazonica, 1641 nucleotides. Its product is annotated as heterogeneous nuclear ribonucleoprotein H-like. Gene Ontology annotation, cellular component: nucleoplasm; ribonucleoprotein complex. Gene Ontology annotation, molecular function: RNA binding. NCBI's taxonomy places the organism in Eukaryota, Metazoa, Chordata, Actinopteri, Batrachoidiformes, Batrachoididae. Gene Ontology annotation, biological process: regulation of RNA splicing. The record is from RefSeq and is a predicted model, not a curated record.